GGCUUUCCCGCUUCCUUUCCUCCCCCACGUCUCAGCCUCGCGGCGCUGAGGGGGCCCGCCCGGCUCUUGCUCGGUUUCCGCGCGUGUGGGUUUAGAGACCGAGCUGUUCGUCCUCCCAGCUCUUGGGUUCGGGACCGGGAGAGAGGCCGGGUGGAUCCGGAGGAGCUGCGAGUUGCAAGUGGGCGAAGAGGAAGGAGUGGGUUUAUGAAAACAAGUGUGGGAAUUCUAGAGGACCCGAGUGUGUCCAGGAAGAGCUUCCGGUAGACAGGUUUGAUCUGUGGAUGAAAUGAAUCAUGAUUUUCAAGCUCUUGCAUUAGAAUCUCGGGGAAUGGGAGAGAUGCAGAAAAAGAGUCCAGUCACUCCUCUGGGCCACAAGAGGGCACCCUGCAGCUAGCUAACCCUCCCCUUCUUCAGAACAGCGUUUUCCAAAGAGUUUGUCAUUUUCAGAGGACUGAUUUAAGGGCAGCAGGGAACCUUCUGGGAUUUCCUUCUUUGCCUAUCUCUCUCUCACCAGUCUUCUCCUCCUUUCCUGACAGCUUUUGCCUACCAAAAAAUUUUGGGAACCUGAUGAUUCAACAAAAGAUGGACAAAAAGGCAUAUUUCUUGGGGAUGAUGAAUGGAGAGAGACUGCAUGGGGAACUUCUCACCAUUCAAUGUCCCAGCCUAUUAUGGUACAGAGAAGAUCUGGACAGGGUUUUCAUGGAAACAGUGAAGUAAAUGCGAUACUGUCUCCGCGAUCAGAAAGUGGAGGCCUUGGUGUGAGCAUGGUAGAAUAUGUAUUAAGUUCUUCUCCUGCUGAUAAAUUGGAUUCUCGAUUUAGGAAGGGAACUUUUGGCACUAGAGAUGCUGAAACAGAUGGACCUGAGAAAGGAGAUCAAAAAGGCAAGGCUUCUCCAUUUGAGGAGGACCAAAACAGAGAUCUUAAACAAGGAGAUGAUGAUGAUUCUAAAAUAAAUGGCAGAGGUUUGCCAAAUGGAAUGGAUGCCGAUUGCAAAGAUUUUAAUCGUACUCCUGGAAGUCGUCAAGCCUCUCCAACUGAAGUAGUUGAACGCCUGGGCCCCAACACUAAUCCCCCAGAAGGAUUGGGACCUCUUCCUAAUCCUACAGCUAAUAAACCACUUGUUGAAGAAUUUUCAAAUCCUGAAACUCAGAAUCUGGAUGCCAUGGAACAAGUUGGUCUGGAUUCCUUACAGUUUGACUAUCCUGGUAAUCAGGUACCAAUGGACUCUUCAGGAGCUACUGUAGGCCUUUUUGACUACAAUUCCCAGCAGCAGCUCUUUCAGAGGACUAAUGCGCUAACAGUUCAGCAGUUAACUGCAGCUCAGCAGCAGCAAUAUGCAUUAGCCACAGCUCAGCAGCCACAUAUAGCUGGUGUAUUCUCAGCAGGCCUUGCUCCAGCUGCAUUUGUGCCAAAUCCAUAUAUUAUUAGUGCUGCUCCUCCAGGAACUGAUCCAUAUACUGCAGCAGGAUUGGCUGCAGCAGCAACAUUAGCAGGUCCGGCAGUGGUUCCACCUCAGUAUUAUGGUGUUCCAUGGGGGGUGUAUCCAGCCAAUUUAUUUCAGCAGCAAGCUGCAGCUGCGGCAAACAACACAGCAAAUCAGCAAGCAGCUUCACAAGCUCAGCCUGGACAGCAACAGGUUCUCCGUGCUGGAGCAGGUCAGCGCCCUCUUACUCCCAAUCAGGGCCAGCAAGGGCAGCAAGCUGAAUCACUUGCAGCAGCAAAUCCAACUUUGGCUUUUGGUCAGGGUCUUGCUACUGGCAUGCCAGGCUAUCAAGUACUAGCUCCAACUGCCUAUUAUGAUCAGACUGGUGCCUUAGUGGUUGGCCCUGGAGCAAGAACUGGCCUUGGAGCUCCAGUUCGAUUAAUGGCUCCAACACCUGUUUUAAUUAGUUCAGCAGCAGCACAAGCUGCGGCGGCAGCAGCUGGAGGAACUGCAAAUAGUCUAACAGGCAGCACAAAUGGUCUAUUCCGGCCAAUUGGCACUCAGCCACCACCGCAGCAGCAGCAACAGCCAAGCACUAAUCUGCAGUCUAAUUCAUUUUAUGGGAGCACUUCUUUGACUAAUAGCUCCCAGAGCAGUUCUUUAUUUUCUCACGGACCUGGCCAGCCUGGAAGUACAUCUCUUGGCUUUGGAAGCAGUAGCUCUUUGGGUGCUGCUAUAGGCUCAGCCCUCAGUGGAUUUGGUUCAUCAGUUGGCAGUUCUGCAAGUAGUAGUGCCACAAGGAGAGAGUCUCUAUCUACUAGCUCUGACUUGUACAAAAGAUCUAGUAGCAGCCUAGCACCCAUAGGGCAACCAUUUUACAAUAGUCUGGGAUUUUCCUCCUCUCCAAGUCCAAUAGGCAUGCCUCUGCCAAGCCAAACUCCAGGACAUUCACUUACGCCACCGCCAUCACUUUCAUCACAUGGAUCCUCAUCCAGUUUGCAUUUAGGAUUAUAUUUGUCAUGUCCUGUCAUUUUCUUCAUAGGAGGACUGACAAAUGGUAGUGGUCGAUAUAUCUCUGCAGCACCUGGAGCAGAAGCAAAAUAUCGAAGUGCUUCAAGCACUUCCAGUCUAUUUAGCUCCAGCAGCCAGCUCUUUCCUCCUUCUCGGCUUCGGUAUAAUAGGUCUGAUAUUAUGCCUUCUGGCCGAAGUAGAUUAUUGGAAGAUUUCAGAAACAACCGCUUCCCAAACCUUCAACUUAGAGACUUGAUUGGACAUAUAGUUGAGUUUUCUCAAGACCAGCAUGGUUCUAGAUUCAUACAGCAAAAACUAGAGAGAGCUACUCCAGCUGAGCGACAGAUGGUAUUUAAUGAAAUUCUACAAGCAGCCUAUCAAUUAAUGACAGAUGUUUUUGGCAACUAUGUUAUACAGAAAUUUUUUGAGUUUGGGAGUUUGGAUCAAAAAUUAGCCCUGGCUACUCGUAUUCGUGGUCAUGUUCUACCCUUAGCGCUGCAGAUGUAUGGCUGCCGUGUUAUUCAGAAAGCAUUAGAGUCUAUUUCAUCUGACCAGCAGGUAAUUAGUGAAAUGGUAAAGGAGCUAGAUGGGCAUGUCCUCAAAUGUGUGAAAGAUCAGAAUGGAAACCAUGUUGUACAAAAAUGCAUUGAAUGUGUUCAGCCACAGUCGCUGCAGUUCAUCAUCGAUGCUUUCAAAGGACAAGUGUUUGUACUUUCAACUCAUCCUUACGGCUGCAGAGUGAUCCAGCGCAUCCUAGAGCACUGCACUGCAGAGCAGACCUUACCUAUCUUAGAAGAACUUCACCAACAUACAGAGCAGUUAGUACAGGAUCAGUAUGGCAAUUAUGUUAUUCAGCAUGUGCUGGAACAUGGUCGACCUGAGGACAAGAGCAAGAUUGUUUCUGAAAUCAGAGGAAAGGUCUUAGCCCUGAGUCAACACAAAUUUGCCAGCAAUGUAGUAGAAAAGUGUGUUACUCAUGCUUCCCGUGCUGAGAGAGCUUUACUGAUUGACGAGGUUUGCUGUCAGAAUGAUGGUCCUCACAGUGCCUUAUACACCAUGAUGAAGGACCAGUAUGCCAAUUACGUAGUUCAGAAGAUGAUUGAUAUGGCGGAACCUGCUCAGAGAAAGAUAAUCAUGCACAAGAUUCGACCUCACAUUACUACUUUGCGCAAAUACACAUACGGGAAGCAUAUACUGGCCAAGUUGGAAAAAUAUUAUUUGAAAAAUAGCCCCGAUCUAGGGCCUAUUGGAGGACCACCAAAUGGAAUGCUGUGAAGGAAAAAGAGAAAGAAGAUGAUGUGACCAUGUGAGAAGCACGUUUCUUUUGUGAAUUAUCAAAACACAACUCAACUAUGACUCUUCAGAUUUUUUUUUAAAGAAAACUAUUUAUUGACUUUAUUCAUCCAUUUGUAAAUUUUUUAAGGUUCUUGUGUAUAUUUGGGGGGUGGGAGUGGUGAAUUAUAAAUUAUAUUCAGCCCUGAGAGGAGACCUAUCAGAUUGGAUUGCUGGCAAAGCACAGAAUGCCUGUAUAUGAUGUAACUGUAUCAAAAAAUACUGUCACAUAUUUUGUAAAUUUUUACCUUGUAAAGUCACAAAAAUAGUUUUUAAAGGAAAAAGUACAGUAUUCUUUUAAUAAACUGGCUCGCAGUCUGGUAGGUCUACGGACCCCAUAGCACAACAGGUUUAUAGAGAUGUAUAUAGAAAUAUUAUAGUCCUUAUUUUUUUUUGUCCUUUGUGUGAAGCCUUUUGUAACAGAUUAACAAUCAACUGCAUAAAUAUUAUUAAUAUUUUAAAGAGAAAGUUAAGUUGUAUUUUGGUAAUUCACAAACUAUCAUGCAAAUAAAAACUCUGCACGUAAGAUAAGAAUUAAAUGAUUUCAGAUGAAAAGAACUUGUGUUAAUUUACAGUCGAUGUGGUUUUAAUACAAAUACUGCCCUUAAACGUUUCUGGCAAUGUACAGAAGUAUUGUAUAUACUUAAAUAUGUAAUUGUUGUAAGAGGUAGGAAAACAAAAUCAUGGCAACACUUCCAUUCAAUUAAGUACACUAAACGAAAAGUUAAGUCCCCUUUUUUAACUUUUCAGUUUGGUUUGUGAUGAGAAAGAGUGGAGGUUUAUAUACUGUUUUGCUUAGAGAAUUAUAAGGACAUGUUGAGAAAGUGUUGAGCUUUAUUUUGCUUUUUCAUAGUAGAUUCAGAAAGUAGGAACCAGAUAGAGGUGAAAAGGGGCCACUGAAAAGUGAAUUUGAUAGCUCAGCAUUUAAGCAUGAUUACCUAUUCAGAUAGCUUUUUUGCUUCCUAUAAAUAUAUGCAUUGUGUGUGUAGUAAUAGAUGUAAGUUUACACUUUGAAAGCAAAUCUUAUUUCAAUGUUUAUUAUAAAAGCCUUGCUAAUUUAGUAGUGAUGCUUUCUUUGGUUGUACAGGUGUACAUUUGUAAACCUUUAUGCUGUAAAUGGAAUUUUGUCUUAUCUCUUUGGGAAACAUUUGCAUUUUAGUGUACAUUUAUGUCCCUGCCCUCUGACCUGGCAUAUAGUGUUGUAUAAUGUAAAUUUAUUUCUCCAAAUUGAGAGUGAUUUUUUAAAAAUUUUUUAUCUUUAUAUGGUUUCAGGAGUAUGAACCAGUUUUCUUUUAUUAUUGUGAAAAACAUUUUGUUUUAUAACAUAAUUGUUGACUCUGUUAAUAUGGGCAUACUAGGAUUUGGAUCACUUUCAAGUCAAGAAGUCAGGGUAUUGUGCAUAAUAGAAAGUGUUGGACUGAGAUUUGGUUACCAUGGAGGCCAAUGCUUUUUCCAUCUUAUUAAAUGUGAUGUGACUUUUUUCUUUGUACAGAAGAGUACUGUAUUUUUGAAUAGCCUACUCCCAAGUAAUAGCAAAUCUGUAUGAUAACAUUUUUUUCUCUGGACAUAAGACAUAACAGUAACAUGAUGUACAUUUACAAGCGGCCUUAUGUACAUUUCCCAACAAUCUUUUUAAGGCAAAAUUGUGACCAUAUGUGUAUAAUUAAAAAUCGUUUUUAAUCCUUUGCCUAUGAAAAUAUUUUGGAAAAAAAAACUUGCUUUGUAUAUUCAGUUUCUGAAAGAUAAAGAAAGUGCUUUGUAUUUUGUUGAAGUCAGUAUUUUGUAUAAAACGUUUAUGUUGACCCACUUAUGUUUAGUGCUAAAAACUAAUGAACCAUGCUGUCUCUUUUGAUUGAACAUGUAAGGGAUUUUUUUAUUAGAGGUCUGCAGAAGAAAAGCAAUCUUCUGAGCACAAUAUUGAAUAUAAAGGUUUUUUUCACUUAGCUAUUCAAACCAUGAACCUAAAAAUAAUGGCAUAAAGUUUGGGGUGCCAGGCAUACUGUUCAUGUUUGAAGUUGAGUUAUUCUAGGUUUCUAACCCAACAUUCCAUGUUGAGGCCAUUAAAUCCAGUCACUUGUCACUGUCCCUUCUCUUAGUCCCACUGGUUCAUCAGUGUGUCCCAGUCCCAGUGGCAGCGCUUUUUUCCCUCUGUACAGAGCUGCUGUCUUCUACCCUUUCCAACUUUGUUUUGCCAGCCUCAGAAUGUCUUGGCCCUAUGUCAAACUUUUGUUCCCAGUAUCAGCUCAUGUUUUCAGGAUCCAAGUUGUCCUUGUUGGAGAUUGGUAGUGACUUUCCUGGAUUUGCACAGUUGAAUUCCUGGUUUUCCUUUAUUCUUCUGUUCACACAAGCAAUUAUUUCUGCAAAUUUAGGAAGUCCUAGAGAACAGCACACUGGGAAACUAAACCAUUUUCCUGGGUUCCUGAUGUUCCCACGUGUCCCAAUGUUGACAACCCAAUCUUACCAAUACUUUGGGGCCCUAUUCUAGAAAAAGAACUGUUACUCUAGAAAUUUUAUGGUCUGCCUUUUUGGUGCCCAACCUCUGCGAUUCUAUCUUUUAAUAAGUUGAUAUGGAGUUUUGGUAUAAUCUGAAAGUGACAUUUCAGAAUAAAAAAACUUAAUUAAAGGGCAGAACCAGUUAGGCUUUACUUUUGGGUGUCUCCUUUUGAUAAUGGAUUGUUGCUGGACCAGUUUGUUUAAGUCCUGGCUCUUAUUGGUUCAUAUGAAAUAAUGUUAUCUUCUUUGUAUAUUAUGUAUAAAUUAGAAAAUGAUAAAUGUGUGAAUAACAUUGUAUGAAAUAAACCUGGUCUUGUGUUUUUCUCUAGAUAAAAUACCCCUGUGUACCUCGAUUACGAUUCACAUUGACCAUUCAAAUUUUCUCUGAUUUAUGGAAAACAAAAACAUCACAUGGAUGUUAGUCCGGGGCCACUGAUUAUGCUGAUGGUAUUAACCCUGUCUUUUAAUAGUCAUGAUCUCUGUCUAAUUACAUAGAGUGGUUACACACCUCAUAUUAUGAAACUUUAAGCCUGCUUCUUCAUUGAUAAAAUGAUACUUAUUCAGAGUUGUUUUUGAGGAUUAAAUUAAAUCACAUAUCUUUA
This is a messenger RNA of Sus scrofa (pig), 6862 nucleotides long. NCBI's taxonomy places the organism in Eukaryota, Metazoa, Chordata, Mammalia, Artiodactyla, Suidae. The record is from RefSeq and is a predicted model, not a curated record.